Molecule: messenger RNA, 5334 nt
Organism: Cuscuta europaea
Lineage: Eukaryota; Viridiplantae; Streptophyta; Magnoliopsida; Solanales; Convolvulaceae
Source: the annotation of a GenBank genome assembly
GGUCGGAGCCUAUGUAAACUCGGGAUAGGCUCGUUUGCACCCUACCUCUAAUAAACAGAGGAAAGCCUUUCAAACAAAAAACCAGAGGAAAGCUGCGUAGAAGAAGAUCGCCGUAGCCACCUCCGGAGAAACCAUCGGAAUCACACUUCCAGAUGAGGGAUCCAUCUUCAAUCUUGCGUUGUAACAAGUAAUAUACGGAGUAUGUUAGUUGUACACCGAUACAGUUUCUACUUCAAACAGUAUGUUUUAAAAUAUACGGAGUACUUGUUUCUAAAAUACUCAACGGUGGCUGAGUGGCUCGCUCGUCAUUCACUUUUUGUUAGCGAAGCUCUCACAUUGUGGCUAAACGGAUCGCAGGGGCCAAGCUAUCAGCGACCAUGGAGGACAAAAUUGCUGGCCUGGAAAAACAAAUGGAGGAACAGAAUCGGAAAAACAGACGGAGGAACUGAAGUGGAUACGCUAUUAAUGCUAUUACAGAAAAGGAGCAAAGAGGAAGAAGCUCAGCCCAUACCUGCAUAUCACACGCACUCACAUGCUCUACAAGCCCUUGCCUCAUCAGUUAGGUCAAGGCUCAAGCAGUUUGCGGGGAUGAACAUAUUUAAAAAGAUGGCCUUAAGGGUCAUAGCUGAACAUCUUUCAGCUGAAGAGGUAAAAUUGAUUCGAAUUGCGUUCACUCUUUUGGAUACUGACCAUGAUGGAAGGAUUACAUACACCGAGUUGAGUGCUGGGCUAAGAAGGGCUGAUAUUGAUGGGAAAGGUUACUUGGAUUAUGGGGAGUUUGUGGCAGUGGCAAUCCACCUACAAAAGAUGAAGAUUGACAAGCACUUUCAAAGUGCUUUUUGGCACUUUGAUAAGAAUAGAAGCUUCUAUGUUGAACCGGAUGAGCUACGAUAAAGGUUGGCGACCAAAUCAGGAGAACUUGAUGCACAAAUUCUAAAUCUGAUCAUGAGCGAAGUUGAUACUGACAAGGUAUGCUCCCUUCACUAUCCGUAGUGUUUAUCCAAAUCUUGGAUGUUAAUGGAUCACAAACAUGUUUCUGACAUCUAUCUUGUAUGAUAGGAUGGUCGUAUAAACAUGAUUCAUACUGUUUAUUCAGCAUACAAAAAACAACUUCAUAUACAAAUAUCAUUUUAUCCCGACAUACAUCUUAACCUACAUAGACGUCUUAAUUCAGACAGGACUUGCUAGAAAAAGAGUAAAAAACCCUUCAAUUUAAUAUAAAUCCCACUUGAUAACAAUAAAAUUGAUCAAAUCGACUUAUUAUUUUGAAAUUGAUUAAGUUGUCUGAAUGGGAUGCAUAAUUAUAUUUUAAUUUUAAUAGUGAGAAAUUCAAAUGCCUUUACUCGUUAUUUUACUCAUUAUUUCGUGACAUUGAAAAUGCUUAAAAGUGUAGUUUUAAAAUGAGAUUUUUACAUAAAUUUUACCAAUAGUAAAUGGGGUUACAAAAAAGUGACUAUUAAUAUGGAACACGUAUGGCAUCAUGAGAGUAAGUUAGGGCAAAAAGUCAUAUUUUUGUUAGUGGGGUUUAAAGUAAUAAUAUUUGUGUAAUUUUUUCUUUUAUAAAAUUUCAAAAUUCUUUUCUCAAUUGGACAAUUGUAAUUUUCAUAAACUAAUACGGAGUAAAAAUAGAAGUUUGAAGAGUCCAGGGAUUCCAUACAUAUUCCACCUUCCAUGCUCAAUUCAAAUGCCAGAUCCACCCAGAACACUGUAGUCCCUAGCACAUUUCUGGUGAGUGAGAUUCUUUCGAUCUGCAUUAUUCCAAAUGCCAUUGGGUUUUUGUUGAUGGUAAAUGGUUUAAGUAAUAAUAUCACCUCAUCGUGUUUAUUCGUAAUAGGGGUACCGUUGUUCUGUAUUCAUUGGUGAUGGUAAUCAGUAUUUUAUUAACUGAUCAUUGUUGUCGUUCGUAUUCUCGCAGAAGGGGUACCAUUGUUUUGUACAUUCAAUAGAAAAUCAACUAUGAUUAAUACUUUUUUUUAUCUACUUUUGUAUAUUUUGUUUUUCAGUCUUGAUAUAAUAAAAAUAGAUAAAAACAUAUCUAGUUUGUUGCACUACACGAGUUCGUACAAAUUUAAAAAAUUGAGUUCAAACAAAUGUUUUAUCACCACCUUCCAAAUUUCUUUUAGAAAAUAACACAUCUAUCUCAAAUGCUAUCAAAAUCCGAUAUAGGUAAAUAAGUAGAGAUGUGAAAUAAAAAAAUCAAAUGAUGAAUAAUAAAAAAUUAAACAACAUGUAAAUCAGACCAUUCUGGAGAAACACUUCUUCAACUUCCUUUCCAUGUCCUUGGCAAGUUUGAAAAGACUUCCCUGUAAACAAUGUUUCGGAUGUGCCUUUUGUAUUGUUGGUUGGAAUCAUCAAUGAAGAAGUGUAACCCUUAUGGAGAAGUUGUUCGAGAUGCUGCCACAUACAAUUGGCCGUGACUGAAAACAGGUUUCGGCAGUACAAAUGGUAUGAGCACUUCCUUCUUCACGCUGGUAAAUUUCGAGGAAUGCUGCCAUGCUGGUGGAUCUCUCAAUCUAGGCAAUCGGACCUUACCCUCAUAAAAACACAAAUUGAAUCUUAUGUUGCUCCGGGUACUUGUGCUUUUCACUCUCUCAUCGUACCACAUAAUUGCGUCCCAGUAUGUGCACUUAUAUUCUGCUGCUCUCAAGCUGAGAUAUGUAUGUCUUGUAUCUGGAACAAAUCACAAUAUCUAUCAUUUUUCAGUUGUCUAUUUCUCAAUCUAUCUUGGUUGCUACAUCUUAUAAUCUUAUCCUAUAUUAUGAUAUUCCAUUUGCAUAUAUAAUUGGAUUUUUAUCCCAGGCCUAAAAAAACACAGAUAAACAAUGAUGGUAUCUGAAGAAGGUAUGUCUAGCUCCAUAGUUAUUUGUAGUUUCAUUAAAGGUCUUUUCCACUUAGUACAAUUGAUUUUCUGAAAAUCAUAAAUCGGGUGUCAUUGGUUUCAUACAGUUUAAGGCAUUAAUAAUUGUGAGCAGAAGCUUAGUGGUUCUAUAGUAUUUGUCACCAUGGAAAAGUUGAGUAUUCAUCUAAACUUUAUGCGAUCUCAUAUGCAUUCUUUACUUCAUAUAGCAUGUACGUAGUAUUUUUGUUGCUUUUGUCUAACUUAAAUGAAGUACUGUUAACCUGUAUUUUGUGUAUCUCUGUUUCCAUCCGAUCUUCUUGUUUUUCUUUUCUCCAAAAUUAUUUGUCUACGUCUUUUUCUAGCUGUGCGACAGAGCUCAAUUUGUGAUGCUGCUUGAGACAUUUUUUGUAUUCCACAGUUUUGUGAUGUACUACGUAGUAUAUACUAGUAUAUAUAUUGAUAUGUGGAGUAGCCUGGCAUUUAAUUUCUAUUAAUGUUCGCAGGUAUCUAUUUUCAAUUAGGAAGGUAGUUUUAAACUGGAAACAAACUUAAAUGUAAAUCAUUAAUAUAAGCACGAAUAGGAUUACAAAUAAAUUUUAUUCCUCGUCUCGAUUAGAAAUAGAUUUUAUUCCUAAUCUCGAUUAGAAAUAGAUUUUACUCCUAGUAUGAUUUGGUCUGAUUUGGUCUGGUUUGAUCUGAUCUGAUUUGUUCUAGUUUUCUAUGGUUCAAUCUAUGGUUUGAAGUGAUCUAGUUUGAUAGUUGUCUAUUUUAUGUGUAUUUUUAUUAUUAUUGAAGUUUGAUUUCGUCUGAUCUGGUCUAUGACUUGAAACCAAUCAAAUUAAAAACAUCCUAAAAGUGAGUUUUUUCCGAAAAUAAUGUCAAACAAAAAAAUAUUUCCCAAAUUAGGGUUAAGUUAAAAGUAUUUCUCAACUUCAGGUUUGACAAAAUAUUGUACCAAGUAUAAUGCAACGUAGCAAUGCACCUAACAUCCAAAAUAAUACGUAGUAUAUAAUGGUGGGUCCCACCCAAAUUAAAAAAACUCCUAUUUUCUUCAAAGUGUUUUAACUACUUUAUUUGUACUUUGAUUGUUAUAAAAAAUAUUUCAAAAAUCAUAACUUUUUAUUAUCUUUAAUAUGACACCAAUAUUCAUUAUAUAAAAAUCAAAAAAUAAAACGGAGGAAAGAGUAUUACAUUUUAGGGAUUUAAAAACUAUUAGUACAUAUUUUGUUUUAUUAAAAUAAGUGUGAAGAAUAAAAUUAGUAGCAAUUUGGCUGAUUUAUGCUAUAAGUGAGCAAAGCACGGAUACUUCAUGGUACACACUUCGUGUACACACUCUUACACACUCAUGUUUGUGAAGACAUUUUUUUUGUCUCCAGACAAAACGUAUUUGACAAAUAAGUGUGUACUCCAAGAUUCACUUCGUUUCAUUUUUUUUUUUCUAAUUGUAACGAAUAGCAAUAUUCAUAAAGUCAAGGCAACGAAAACCUAAUCAACCACUUAGGGACUUAGGGUCUUACAAGUAACAAAAGGAACAAAAGGAACAGAGAUUAAAAAGUAACAAAAGGAAAAGAGAUAUAUUUUACGCAGUAAAUACCUUUAGUCCUCUUUGACGCACAUUAUGACUUGAGACAUCAACAUCAUUUGCAGGAUGACUGCGUUUCUUUGCUGCGCCCUUUGAAGAUAAAUUUUCAAGUCUAUUGAAAUAAUUUACCUGUUAUACACGCACACAUUAAUAUUAUACUCCCUCCGUCCCAUAUUUAACUCCGGUUUUGACCGGACACGGAUUUUAAGAUAGUGAGAUUUGUGUGGUGGAGAGUUAUGCAGAGGAGAGAGAAAUGUGUAAGAAUGGUUGUGAACCACAUAUUCUUUACCAAAAAAGGAAAAAAAAGAUAAAUUUAGGACGGAUCGAAAAAGAAAGAAUGAAGAUAGAUCCGGGACGGAGGGAGUAAUAAUUUUAAAAGUGGGAUACCUCGAGGAUAGUCCUAUCAGGGACUUUCAUGACAAUAAAUGUUUGCCGUCGAGCUUUUCGAUUGUAAUAAGUACCUGUGUUUUGGAACAAAAAAGUAUUACCGAGGAACACAUUAUUUAUUAGUUUUGGUAUUUUGGUGUCAUCAUCGUAAUCAUCCUAAUAAAACACAAAUAUGUUAUAUGUGUUCUCCAUGAUCUCUUUAUGGGAAAAUUCCUGAAAUAAGAGGAAAAAAGUUUGAAAAUUCAAAAACAGGAUUGUUAUAUUUUUAUUCCCAACAGGAAGAUCUGUGGAAUCACAAUUUAUCUCUCUCAACUUGGAUGCCGUGAGGCGGACCUAUAAUUUCAGGAGUUCAUUCAUAAGCUGAAGACGGUUUGCCGAUCGGCGAAUCGUCGCGGAUGGGGAAGAAAUAGAGAGCGUCCCACCAGUUUGGAAAAUACUACCAUGUUUAAAGUAUGGUACUGCCAAAACAUGUCAGUAAUUAGUUCUAUUUUGGAAAUAAAAAUAUGAUAGUCUUAUUUUGAAAUAU